This is a messenger RNA of Malus domestica (apple), 2227 nucleotides long. Its product is annotated as SUN domain-containing protein 4. NCBI's taxonomy places the organism in Eukaryota, Viridiplantae, Streptophyta, Magnoliopsida, Rosales, Rosaceae. Gene Ontology annotation, cellular component: membrane; cytoplasm. The record is from RefSeq and is a predicted model, not a curated record. Gene Ontology annotation, biological process: protein folding in endoplasmic reticulum.
AGACAACACGCACAGUGAUAUGAGGACGAUGAAGUAUAUAAAAAGGGUGACGACGUUUAACGUUCCUCAACGCAAAGGCAAAGGCGCUGAUGACAAUCUCCUGAAACUACGCCGUAUCAGCGCUCUGUUUCUGCUCUUCUGCUUCUUGCACGAUGACUUGGAACUUCAAUUCCUGAUUUGCUUUCGCUAAUCUCCAAAAUUCCCCCACUUUCCCCCAUUUUGUGUUUUGUUUUCUUCUUAAUUUUGUUGAUCAUAUCGAUACGAUUGCCGACUGCUUCCACCAACCCAGAAGGUCUGCAUCUGCAUGGUGUACUCUUAUCUCUGGCUUUUUAGCAGUUAGUAGUGGAUUUGAUGUGCGAUGCAGAGAUCACGUAGAGCUCUUCUGAACAGAAGAGCUUUAGGGAUCAGUGGAAGGAACCGCUUGUAUAAGGUGUCUCUGUCUUUAGUUUUCGUCCUUUGGGGGCUUGUCUUCCUUUUCAGCUUAUGGUUCAGUCGUGGACAUGGAUACAAAGAUGGAUCCACUGUAUCUCCAGUUGGUAUAUCAACUUGGGAUGAAGCUAAGCUGGAUCGUGAUGAACACUAUGAUAUACAAAAAGAAUCUGAUUUGGGCUACUCUUCUGGAGGUGAGUGCACAAAUGGGGUUGAAACCGGUGGUUUAAAUGGUGAGUUCUUUGCUAUGGAAGGAAGUAAACAGCAUGCCUCUGCUGAAGGAAGUAGACAGCAAGAUUUAGCUGAAGGAAGUCUACAUCAUGCCUCAACUGAAGGAAGUAUCUUUCAUGACUCAGCUGUGGAUGAGCAACCUGAGGUGGUGACUGCUGGUUCAGGUGUAAAACUUGAAAAUGAUGCUCCAAAGAAUGGUCGGUUGCCUCGUGCUGUGCCUCUUGGUCUUGAUGAAUUCAAGAGCAAAACAUUUAGUUCCAAAAGUAAAUCUGGAAAUGGUCAGGCUGGAGGCAUAAAACAUAGAGUGGAGCCUGGUGGUGCAGAGUACAAUUAUGCGUCAGCUGCAAAGGGAGCCAAGGUCUUGGCUUUCAACAAGGAAGCUAAGGGUGCCUCUAAUAUCUUAGGCAAAGACAAAGACAAGUACCUUCGCAAUCCAUGUUCUGCAGAAGGAAAGUUUGUCGAUAUAGAGCUUUCUGAAGAAACCUUGGUAGAUACAAUUGAAAUAGCUAAUCUUGAGCACUAUUCGUCUAAUUUAAAAGAUUUUGAGGUGCUCGGCAGUUUGACUUAUCCAACAAAUGAAUGGGUCUUUCUUGGGAAUGUUACUGCUGCAAAUAAUAAACUUGUACAAAGGUUUGUUCUUCAGCAACCCAAGUGGGUGAGAUAUAUAAAGUUGAAACUUUUGAGCCAUUAUGGUUCAGAAUUCUACUGCACACUUAGUAUUAUUGAACUUUAUGGAGUCGAUGCUGUUGAGCGAAUGCUUGAGGAUUUGAUUUCUGUUGAAAGCAGUUCGUUUGUUUCUGAGGGAGCAACAGUUGACCAGAAACCUGUACCCUCACACCCGGACUCCCCUGAGGUUGAUGAAUUUUUUCAUGAUAUUGUUAAAGAAUCGGAACCCCAAUAUGCAGCUGGAGUGUCUAAUGUGAAUAAUGAUAUGAUGAAUAGUGAAGUGCCUGAUCCUGUCAAAGAAGUUCGUCAUCAACAAGUUAAUAGGAUGCCUGGGGACACAGUUCUGAAAAUUUUAAUGCAGAAAGUUCGUUCAUUAGAUUUCAGUUUAUCAGUUCUGGAGCGAUACCUGGAGGAAUCAACUUCAAAAUAUGGCAGUAUUUUUGGAGAAUUUGACAAGGAUUUGGGAGAGAAAGGUACGGAUUUACAGAAGAUCAGAGAAGACAUAAGGAAUCUCGUUCAAAGCCAGGAAGUCAUUGCUAAAGAUGUUCACAAUCUUAUAUCUUGGCAGUCCCUAGUUACCAUGCAAUUGAAUAAUCUAGUCAGGGACAAUGCUAUCCUCAGAUCUGAGGUUGAAAAGGUGAGGGAGAAGCAGAUAUCUGUAGAUAAUAAGGGUAUCUUAAUAUUUCUUAUAUGCAUAAUAUUUUCUUUGUUAGCUCUUGUGAGGCUUUUCACAGAAAUGGCGGUUAGUGUUUAUAUGGUAUUGAGUGUUGAUAGAGCAACAGAAAAGCCGAGGAAAUUUUGUUGGAUGAGUUCUUCCUGGCUUUUUUUACUUGUGAGCUGUAUCCUUGUCCUGUUUAUAUUAUCAUUAUAAUCUUGGAGCUUUUUGGCUUUCUUGUGGUAA